This is a messenger RNA of Mesocricetus auratus (golden hamster), 3840 nucleotides long. RefSeq names its product solute carrier family 12 member 3 (gene Slc12a3). Bases 87 to 3173 code for a protein of 1028 amino acids. The record is from RefSeq and is a predicted model, not a curated record. The transcript is spliced from 26 exons. Gene Ontology annotation, biological process: cell volume homeostasis; potassium ion import across plasma membrane; chloride transmembrane transport. Gene Ontology annotation, cellular component: membrane. Gene Ontology annotation, molecular function: sodium:potassium:chloride symporter activity. Lineage: Eukaryota; Metazoa; Chordata; Mammalia; Rodentia; Cricetidae.
CCUUCUCCCAGCUGCUGCCCAGCCUAUAAAGUCUCCCUUGGCGUCCUUGCCCACUCUGUCCCCCUCCCUUAAUACCCAGAGUCAUAAUGGCAGAGCUACCUGUGACGGAGAUGCCUGGAGAUGCUCUGUGCAGCGGGCGCUUCACCAUCAGCACCCUGCUGGGUGGUGAUGAGCCCCCACCAGCUGCCUGUGACAGCAGCCACCCCAGCCACUUGACACACGGCAGCACCUUGUACAUGCGCACCUUCGGUUACAACACUAUCGACGUGGUGCCUGCCUACGAACACUAUGCCAACAGUGCUCUGCCGGGCGAGCCCCGGAAGAUGCGGCCCACCCUGGCUGACCUGCAUUCAUUCCUCAAGGAAGGCAGUCACCUGCAUGUCCUGGCCUUUGAUGGGCGGUCAGGCCAUGAGCUGACCGAUGGACUUGUGGAGGAUGAGACCGGCACCAGCAGCGAGAAGAGCCCCGGGGAGCCUGUGCGCUUCGGCUGGGUCAAGGGGGUGAUGAUCCGAUGCAUGCUCAACAUCUGGGGUGUAAUCCUCUACCUGCGGCUGCCCUGGAUUACGGCACAGGCGGGCAUCGUGCUGACUUGGCUCAUCAUCCUGCUGUCGGUCAUGGUGACAUCCAUAACCGGCCUUUCCAUCUCGGCCAUCUCCACCAACGGCAAGGUCAAGUCAGGUGGCACCUAUUUCCUUAUCUCCCGGAGUCUGGGCCCAGAGCUGGGGGGCUCCAUUGGCCUCAUCUUCGCCUUCGCCAACGCUGUGGGUGUGGCCAUGCACACGGUGGGCUUUGCAGAGACUGUACGGGACCUGAUUCAGGAGUAUGGUACACCCAUUGUGGACCCCAUCAAUGACAUCAGGAUCAUCGGCGUGGUCACUGUCACCGUGCUGCUGGCCAUCUCCCUGGCUGGAAUGGAGUGGGAGUCCAAGGCCCAGGUGUUAUUCUUUCUUGUCAUCAUGGUCUCCUUUGCCAACUACCUGGUGGGGACACUGAUCCCAGCAUCUGAAGACAAGGCCUCCAAAGGCUUCUACAGCUACCAUGGGGACAUUUUUGUUCAGAACCUAGUGCCUGACUGGAGAGGCAUUGACGGCAGCUUCUUUGGGAUGUUCUCCAUCUUCUUCCCUUCCGCCACGGGCAUUCUGGCAGGAGCCAAUAUCUCCGGGGACCUUAAGGACCCUGCUGUAGCUAUCCCCAAAGGGACACUCAUGGCCAUUUUCUGGACCACCAUCUCCUACCUUGCCAUCUCGGCUACCAUUGGUUCCUGUGUGGUGAGAGACGCCUCUGGGGAUCUGAAUGAUACAGUGACUCCUGGCCCAGGCACCUGUGAAGGGCUGGCCUGUGGCUAUGGCUGGAACUUCACGGAAUGCUCCCAGCAGCACAGCUGCCGCUAUGGCCUCAUCAACUACUACCAGACCAUGAGCAUGGUGUCCGCCUUUGCACCCCUGAUCACAGCCGGCAUCUUCGGGGCCACCCUGUCCUCUGCCUUGGCCUGUCUUGUCUCUGCUGCCAAGGUCUUCCAGUGCCUUUGCGAAGACCAGCUGUACCCACUGAUUGGCUUCUUCGGCAAAGGCUAUGGCAAGAACAACGAGCCUGUGCGUGGCUACCUGCUGGCCUAUGCCAUCGCGGUGGCCUUCAUCAUCAUUGCUGAGCUCAACACCAUUGCCCCCAUCAUUUCCAACUUCUUCCUCUGCUCCUACGCCCUCAUCAACUUCAGCUGCUUCCAUGCCUCCAUCACCAACUCACCCGGGUGGAGACCCUCCUUCCAAUACUACAGCAAGUGGGCAGCGCUGUUUGGAGCCGUGAUCUCGGUGGUCAUCAUGUUCCUGCUCACCUGGUGGGCGGCUCUCAUUGCCAUCGGAGUUGUCCUCUUCCUCCUGCUCUACGUGAUCUACAAGAAGCCAGAGGUGAACUGGGGUUCCUCAGUGCAGGCCCACUCCUACAACCUUGCCCUGAGCUACUCCAUGGGCCUCAAUGAGGUGGAAGACCACAUCAAAAACUACCGCCCCCAGUGCCUGGUGCUUACGGGUCCCCCCAACUUCCGCCCAGCGCUGGUGGACUUUGUGAGCACGUUUACCCAGAACCUAAGCCUGAUGAUCUGUGGCCAUGUGCUUAUUGGACCCCGAAAGCAGAGAGCACCCGAGCUCCAGCACAUCGCCAGUGGGCACACCAAGUGGCUGAACAAGAGGAAGAUCAAGGCCUUCUACUCAGACGUCAUUGCCGAGGAUCUGCGAAGUGGGGUCCAGAUCCUCAUGCAGGCCUCAGGGCUGGGAAGAAUGAAGCCUAACAUUCUGGUGGUCGGAUUCAAGAAAAAUUGGCAGUCCGCUCACCCGGCCACAGUGGAGGACUACAUUGGCAUCCUGCAUGAUGCCUUUGACUUCAACUACGGCGUGUGUGUCAUGAGGAUGCAUGAGGGGCUCAACGUCUCUGAGGUGAUGCAGAUGCACGUUAAGAAACUAAAAAUGUUUGACCCAGCAGAGGAAGGCAAUGGAGCCAGUGGAGGUGGGGCUAAGCCAUCUGUGUCUGUCAUGGCCCCAGAGGCGUUGGUACAGGAGGAGCAAGCCAGCACCAUCUUCCAGUCGGAGCAAGGCAAAAGGACCAUUGACAUCUACUGGCUGUUUGAUGAUGGAGGCCUCACCCUGCUCAUUCCCUAUCUCCUGCACCGGAAGAAGAGAUGGGGCAAAUGCAAGAUCCGGGUGUUUGUUGGGGGCCAGAUCAACAGGAUGGACGAGGAGAGAAAGGCGAUCAUUUCUCUUUUGAGCAAGUUCAGACUGGGAUUUCAUGAAGUUCACGUCCUUCCGGACAUCAAUCAGAAGCCUCAGGCUGAGCACACCAAGCGAUUUGAGGACAUGAUUGCACCCUUCCGCCUGAAUGACAGCUUCAAGGAUGAGGCCACUGUGGCUGAGAUGAGGAGGGACUGUCCGUGGAAGAUCUCGGAUGAGGAGAUUAACAAGAACAGAGUUAAGUCCCUUCGGCAGGUGAGGCUGAAUGAGAUCCUGGUGGACAACUCUCUGGACGCUGCUCUGAUCAUCCUCACCUUGCCCAUCGGAAGGAAGGGGAAGUGCCCCAGCUCGCUGUACAUGGCCUGGCUGGAGACUCUGUCCCAGGACCUCAGACCUCCUGUCGUCCUUAUACGGGGCAACCAGGAGAACGUGCUCACCUUUUACUGCCAGUGAUGUCCAGUGAGGUGGUUCUCGCCCCAAGGCGGAACCCACCCUCACCAGCUAGAAACGCAGCUCCAUGUUCUGCUUCAUAUUGAGUCAUGAUCACAUCUGCUGGUCCCCUGCAGGAGACGGUGCGUUUCCAAACCGACUGACCUGCCAGACACACCUUCUGGACCUCCAAGCUGCAUGGAAGUCUCUGGAAGAUUCUAUAUCUCUUUUUUAAAAUCUUUUUCUUGAUGGCCAAGUAGUAAAACUGCAGUCUGAUUUGUAUGCAAAUUGAGUCCUAGCACCGGGUGUGUAUCUUGGCAGCCUCUCCAGACCACCCUGGUAACCAUCCCCAGAUCAGUCUCAUGCCCUCAGACAGGAGAGCUGGAGCCCUCCCUGAGGACCUGUGUGGAUCUCCAGGACCUCAGGGUCGCCUGAGCCUGCACAGAAUGCACAUUUCUUCAGCCCUCGCUCCUCUUGCUUUUCAGUGUUGGCACCCAGGUGUUCUCACUGGUCACUUAGCCCAGGGCCAUUAAGGUUCUUUGACUACAAAUUCUAUGGUUUUCAUGGAGACUGUAAGAACACACUCAGAACACAUGCAGAACAACCCAGAACACACAGAGAACACAUGCAGAACACACCCAGAACACAGCCAGAACACACACAGAACACAACCAGAACACAUGCAGAACAC